Messenger RNA from Esox lucius (northern pike), 2894 nucleotides. RefSeq names its product zinc finger BED domain-containing protein 6. Bases 392 to 2005 code for a protein of 537 amino acids. The record is from RefSeq and is a predicted model, not a curated record. NCBI's taxonomy places the organism in Eukaryota, Metazoa, Chordata, Actinopteri, Esociformes, Esocidae. Gene Ontology annotation, molecular function: protein dimerization activity. The transcript has 4 exons.
UUGACUCCACUCCAGCCUUUAUAAGGAGCAUCCUCGGCAUCAUCCUGUGGUAUAUAAGUACUCAUCACCUGUAUCAAGACCCAUAAGGACCCAUUGUCUUCCAGGUCCGAGAAGUAACAGAACUAUAAUAAACAAGAGUAACCAGGAGAAACCAACGAUUGAAAAACUGGAAAAAUGAAUCGGAGGGCAAGACGUUUUGAGAGAGGCUUUAACUCUGAACCUCUUGCUGUCCUUCCAGCUCCUCCUAGACGGCAAAGUCUCAGACAACGGGGGAGGGGAAAUACUGGUGGGAUUCUUUUCCGGAACAGGCAAAGAACAGGACAAGGCGCUGUUUAUCAAGGUAUACACCGAAGCAUCAGACAAACUAAUAACCAGCCUUUGUUCUUAAUGAAUGAUGCAAUAUAAAAAUGUGAGAACUAUGCAAAAUUAUGUAAUUUCUUUUCAAAUGGCACGGUUUUGCCGGGUUUCAAAAUACACAAGUCAAUACCUUUUUGGAUUAGUUUGGAUUCAGUUACAUAUUGUGAUAGACUGUAUAUAUAGAAAUGUAAUUAAUGUUUUGACUCAUGUAAUUUUUGACACAGAAAGAAAUCAAGAAAUAUUCACACGCGAAAGGCAACUGUCAAACCUGAUUGUGACCAGUUUGCAACCACUAUCCAUUUUAAAAGAUACUGGUUUUAAGGCUUUUUUGGAUAACAUAAAGCCUAACAUCCUUCCAAAGGAGACAUACUUUAUUCGAAAAGAACUUCUCCGAAUGUAUACAGUCACAAUGCAGAAGGUGAAGAAAGUCCUUGCCUUGGCCGAUGACAUUGUUUUAACAUCUGAACUGUGGGAUUCAAGGCCAGAAGAGUCCUACAUGACGGUGACUUCUCAUUUCAUCGACCAACAAUGGAACCUGAACUCCUAUGUUUUAGAGACUACUAAGGUUCUGGGCGGACCUGAACAAAAAGCAGACAUGGUAAAACAGCUGGUAAGAAUUGCAAACACCUGGGAGAUUAAACGUAAGAUCCACACUGUGGUGACAAACAUGGAUGGAGUCAGGAUGGAAAUUUCUAAAAAUGGGUGGACACACAUACCUUGUCUUGCCCAUACACUAGACGUGGUCUUCAAAGACGUGUUGAAAAAUGAUUCUAUGCUAAACGAAGUGCUAAGGAAGUGUCAGAAACUUGUGAGGUUUUUCCACAUCGACACCGAAGCUCAGAAAGAACUGAAACUUGCUCAGAACGAACGAAGUCUGCCUCAUCUUAGCCUGAUCCAGUCGGUUGGUGAUGGAUGGCUUUCCUGCUUCGAAAUGCUAAAAAUACUUGGUGAGCAGUACAAAGCUAUUAACAAGGUGCUUAGCGAUAGGCAAGAUUUUGCAUUAUGUCUUUCUCCACCUGACAUAUUGAAAAUCAACAAUGCUGUAGCAGCUCUUCUGCUUUUCAAAGAAUUAACCAGGAAGAUGUCAGACAUCCCUAAUGGUCAGCGGUACAGCUUAAUCUCUACCGUCAUUCCUCUUGUCACAGAACUUAGGGACAAAAUCGAAACAGCACAAAUUACAAAUGAGGUAACCAAACAACUGGGCAAACAAAUCCAACAACAUUUUCGUUACUUGAAGCAGAGACGUCGCCUGAUCCUUCCUACAGCCCUGGACCCGAGGUUCAAAAACAUCAUAAUGAGUGAUGUGGGAAUAGCUAGACCUUUCUUAAAAAAACUAAAUGAAGAUCUUCAAGUGGUUGGAACUCCACUAAAAACCUCAGAUUUAGGUCAAAUUCUGCACCGGUACACUAAAGGCGGACAAAUUCCAGAGAGGGAAAACCCUCUUGAAUGGUGGAGUAGAGAUGGAUCUGUGGACUUCGUGGAUCUGACCCGCGUAGCCCGAAGAAACCUUGGUGUGGUUUCUACAGCCAUCCCGCCAAAGAGAGCUUUCCAAGAGGCAGAAAACAUGAUACACAACAGAAGAAUAUGCCUGGAGCCUGAGAAUAUCAACAUGAUACUGUUUCUGAACAGCAACUCUCCUAAUAUUUAAAACGGAUCAGCAACAUUCACUGUAUAAGACCGAUAGAUGAUAGAUUAAAAAAUAUAUGAAUACAUUCCAAGGACUGUGACAGUCCCCUGGUGGACAGAGAACAUUUCUGGUAUUAGAAUUUGUAGUUUAAGUUAUUUAAAACAAUACAGAAAAAAUAUAUGACAGGGUAUGAAGGAAACCUAAAAGAACCUCAUAUUAUUUCGAGAACGGGCAUGGAGUCGCGGAAGGUAGGCGGCUAUGACAGCCAAUCCUGUAGUCUGUCUGCCAGGGGCCUAGUGGUUUAAGCAUCUGAUCAUUACACUGAAGGGCGCCAGACUGAAUCUGUGAUCUGGCAAGAUUGUUCUGUUCCAGAGCAAAGCAGUUAACCUCUAGUUGCUACUAGAUCCUUCAUGAAAAUCCUUAAUGUGACUGGUCAAACCUGACCGGUCACACCUGCCUGGUCACACCUAAUUGGUCAAACCUGGCUGGUCACAUCUGACUGGUCACACCUAAUUGGUCAAACCUGACUGUCCACACUAAUCAGACAAAGAACGAAAGUGCAGAUUAUCAACUGCCAAAAACCAAACAAAAAAUAUAAAAUAUUUAUUUUGGGUUUACAUUGAGCUUCCUCAAAUAGAAACUGGAUUGUUACUGCUGAGUUCACUCUUUACUCUAAUCUGCACACUUAUUGGUUCAUAAUCAGGGAGAUCCUCUCUGAUGUUUUUUAGACUCAGUUUGACAGAUUACUUAUUUGCUAUGGUCAUAUUUAGGCAUUAAAACAAUAUAUUGAUGUGUUGUCACCAAAUGUGUUGUCAGUACCAUCCUUUAUGGUUGCAUUGAUGGUGUUUUUUCAGUAUAAAUUGUGCCUUUGAACCACUCAUCUUGUUGGGCGUAGGGGGUGGCAGAGGAU